Molecule: messenger RNA, 729 nt
Organism: Musca domestica (house fly)
Lineage: Eukaryota; Metazoa; Arthropoda; Insecta; Diptera; Muscidae
Product: zinc finger protein 14-like
Exons: 5
Coding region: 1-729 (242 amino acids)
Biological process (GO): regulation of transcription by RNA polymerase II
Cellular component (GO): nucleus
Molecular function (GO): DNA-binding transcription factor activity, RNA polymerase II-specific; RNA polymerase II transcription regulatory region sequence-specific DNA binding
Source: RefSeq, a predicted model, not a curated record
AUGGAACAUGAUAUGGAGGAAGAUGAUAAAAAAAUGUUUAUAACUCUGUACAACUGUCCAUCAUGCUAUAGACAAUUUAUGGAAAAAACUUCGUUGAAAAUUCACUUUUCCUUGGCCCAUAACAGCCAAGAAACCGUACCCAAUAUGCCCAAUGAACAUUGUUGUGAAAAUUGUGGAAAAAUGUUUCAUCGCCGAUCCGGUUUGGCAGCCCAUGAACGUUGCUUUUUUAUGAAUGCUUCACAUUUGGCGGUACAUCGUCGACGACAUAAUCAGCGUUAUCAUCAGUGUCAUUUAUGUACGAAAAAUUACAUAAAUAAUGCUGAGCUACAGGUACAUUUGCAACGUAUACAUAACAAACUGCCGAGGAGGAAUGAAGGCGAGCAACAAAAAAUGACAAUUCCCAUGAAAUGUAAAUAUUGUCCAUAUACCACAAAUUCCAAAUUUGCCAUGGAGGUACAUCAAUACCGGCACACUGGGAAACAGUAUAAAUGUAAAAAAUGUUCGAAAAGUUAUGUCCUAAGAAGAGACAUAAAACUUCACUGCAAACAAUUGCAUGCUCUUGAUAUAACCGAUGAAGAAUUGACCUCGAUGUUGAAGGAUAAACAUGAUUAUGUCAGCCCUUUAGAUGUAUUCCCUAAGCGUAACAAUGACUUACAAAUUAAUCCUGUUAAUGACAUCGAUUUGGAAAGGGAAUUGAAGGAGUUCGACACAACAUUUGAAAAUAUUUGA